CACAACCCUGCACGCAUUACAUCCACAAUGCUUCAUCACCAACAGCCAGAACUUGGCAACACCUUCACCUUCACCAAUCCAAUCUACAAAGAAAAUACUUCCACCGACGACAAAUUCAACGACGGUCGAGCUCAGGCAAUUGCCAUGUAUCGGCAAGAGAUGCUCGAUUUAAUCCGAGCCAUGCCCGAAACAAACUAUGAACUCUCUUUAAGAGAUAUGGUCGAGUCAACGAGGAUUACUGAACCACUGAAGGAGACCGCAGAGGAGGAUGUAUCCGAGUCUGCGAGGAUUGCAGAAUUACUGCAAGAGAGUCCAGAGGAGGAUAAAUUGGAAGAAGGCAAAAAUGAAUGUAAAAGAAAGAAAGAAAAGAAGAAGAAAGAAAAGAACAGGGAGAAUAGAGGGUUCAUGUUGAAGAUGUUUAUGCCUAGAAUUCCUACAAUUUUGAAGCGUAAGAAGAGCAAUGGAAGCUCGGGAACUUGUUCAAAGGUUUUGCCGGAGAAGAGCGAAUCCGAGAAGAGUGCAGAGAGUAGGGGAAGCAGUAGAUCAAGCAAUGGCAGUGGAAGAAGAAGAAGCAGAAGCAGGAAAAUGAGGGGUUGUUAUUUUGUCUUCGACAAACGGGAAAGUAAAUCUACAGGGAGCUGCCAAACAUAAUGAAGAAUAGUGUGUAUGGUUCUUGUUAUGAUCAGGGAUUCAUUAACAAGUGUUUAUUCGGUAGUAUUUAUUUAAAUUGAAAUACAUAAAAUGAACA
Molecule: messenger RNA, 748 nt
Organism: Asparagus officinalis (garden asparagus)
Lineage: Eukaryota; Viridiplantae; Streptophyta; Magnoliopsida; Asparagales; Asparagaceae
Exons: 2
Coding region: 28-651 (207 amino acids)
Source: RefSeq, a predicted model, not a curated record